Molecule: messenger RNA, 1843 nt
Organism: Aquila chrysaetos chrysaetos
Lineage: Eukaryota; Metazoa; Chordata; Aves; Accipitriformes; Accipitridae
Gene: YWHAE
Product: tyrosine 3-monooxygenase/tryptophan 5-monooxygenase activation protein epsilon
Exons: 7
Coding region: 163-885 (240 amino acids)
Biological process (GO): signal transduction
Cellular component (GO): cytoplasm
Source: RefSeq, a predicted model, not a curated record
CAGGGCGCAUGCGCGCACUUGCGGAAGUGCCCGGAUGCAGCGGGAGGAGGUGCUGCCGCCAUAUUUGCCCGGAGAGCAGGGAGCUGGUAGCUGCUGAGCCCCCCAGACCCAUCGGCUUCCAUCCGCCCCGUGCAGUCCCCGACGCCGCCCCGCCUGCAGGACAUGGACGAUCGGGAGGACCUCGUCUAUCAGGCCAAGUUGGCUGAGCAGGCUGAGCGCUACGAUGAAAUGGUUGAAUCAAUGAAGAAAGUGGCUGGAAUGGAUGUGGAGUUGACAGUGGAAGAAAGAAACCUGCUUUCUGUUGCAUAUAAAAACGUGAUUGGAGCCAGAAGAGCUUCCUGGAGAAUAAUCAGCAGCAUUGAACAGAAAGAAGAAAACAAAGGUGGAGAAGAUAAAUUAAAAAUGAUUCGGGAAUAUCGGCAAAUGGUUGAGACUGAACUGAAGUUAAUCUGUUGUGACAUUCUGGAUGUACUGGACAAACACCUCAUUCCAGCAGCUAACACUGGCGAGUCCAAGGUUUUCUAUUACAAAAUGAAGGGGGACUACCAUAGGUAUCUGGCUGAGUUUGCCACAGGAAAUGACAGGAAGGAGGCUGCAGAGAAUAGCUUGGUGGCUUAUAAAGCUGCUAGUGAUAUUGCAAUGACAGAACUCCCGCCAACACAUCCUAUCCGCUUAGGACUUGCGCUCAACUUCUCUGUAUUCUACUAUGAAAUUCUUAAUUCUCCUGAUCGUGCCUGCAGGUUGGCAAAAGCAGCUUUCGAUGAUGCUAUUGCAGAACUGGAUACACUGAGUGAAGAAAGCUAUAAGGACUCUACACUUAUCAUGCAGUUGUUACGUGAUAAUCUGACACUAUGGACUUCAGACAUGCAGGGUGAUGAUUCCUAAAGGAAAGUCCAACUGUUCAUUUCCUAAAAACUCUACUUUGUGAAGAACAGAAUAAAGAAGCGCUGCAGGAUGUGGAAGAUGAAAACCAGUGAGACACAAAGGCCAACAAGAGAACCCAUCUCUGACCACCCUUCCCCUUCCCCACAAAAACCCUCAGUGUCACUCUGAGAACCACCAAAUCUGACUUUUACAUUGGGUCUCAGAAUUUAGGUUCCUGCCCUGUUGGGUUUCUUUAUUUUUAUUUUUUUUACACAGUUUAAAAGUUCUUAAAGGCAAGAGUGAAUUUCUGUGGAUUUUACUGGUGCCAGCUUUUAGGUUCUUUAAGACACUAACAGGACUGCAUAAAGGCUCUUUCAGCAUUACUGUAUUGUCUCCUGCCAGAUGUGGCGAGAUUGCCAUUAGAAGUGGAUGCUACACCUGAAGGCCGUUCAGACUUGUAGGGGAGAGAUUUGUUAUGGCAAGGUAGUGCGCAUGUGGUGGCAUUUUUCUUUUUUUAUAACUGUUUAAACUGAAUUUUAUACCAAUGUUUAAACUUAAUUGGGUGUUUAGCUUGAAGUUACAGGUUGCAUUGGGACAUAUUGUAGUGGUUUUACUGUAUAAAAACAAAAGUUUCCAAACUGCUGAAAUGUUGCUGAAAAUCAUGGUGCUGGUAACAGUUCAACAAUCCGUGGCUGCUCAUUCUUGCCUAUUCUUUACUUUUCCUCAAAGCAGGUUAGCAUUGAAGGUGGCAUUGAUAAGCCUGCAUGCGUGUUCAAUAUUUUUUCUUUCUCCCUCCCCUUUCCCCAUCUCCCUUCGCUCGCUCAACCUCUUUUGUUCAGUAUGUGUAACUUGAAGCUAAUUUGUACUACUGGAUAUCUGACUGGAGCCACAGAUACAGAAUCUGUAUUGUUCUUACUGAAACACAGCAUGGAAUUAACAUUAAACUUAAAUAAAACAAACCUAAAUUAAAAAUGCCAAA